CAUUGACUGUGAUGUUGGCAACCAUCUGUAGAAGCCAAACAUGCUAGCAGAAUGUCUUAACCCAGGGUUGAAGAGAAUUUUAUUUUCUUCUCCAACUGCAUGAAUUUCAUGCAUCUCACCCCUCAUCACCUUCUUACUGAAUUUAGGUAAAAACGGUGUCUCCUAAGGGUUGCUAUGGGGAGUGACAGAGUGAAUCCUGGAAAACAUUCAGCUGUUUGACACUCGGCUUCAUGGUUCACACACAGAUUUCAACAAUGUCUCACCCAUCUUGGCUGCCACCCAAAAGCACUGGUGAGCCUCUUGGCCACGUUCCUGCACGGAUGGAGACCACCCAUUCUUUUGGGACCCCCAGUAUUUCAGUGUCAACACAACAGCCACCCAAGAAGUUUGCUCCAGUUGUCGCUCCAAAGCCAAAAUACAACCCAUACAAACAGCCCGGAGGAGAAGGUGAUUUUCUUCCGCCCCCACCUCCACCGUUAGAGGAUCCCGGUACCAUCCCACCCGGCGCUGGACACUUCCCUCCUCCUCCUCCACUCGAUGAAGGUGCUUUUAAAGUGCAGGGAAAUCCUGGAGGCAAGACCCUGGAGGAAAGGCGUUCCAGUCUGGAUGCAGAGAUCGAUUCUUUGACCAGCAUCUUGGCUGAUCUGGAGUGCAGCUCUCCCUACAAGCCUCGGCCGCCACAGGGCUCUGCUGGUGCAACAGCCUCUCCUCCCGUCUCUACCCCUGUCACAGGACAUAAGAGAAUGGUCAUUCCAAACCAGCCACCUCUGACAGCAACCAAGAAAUCUGCAGUAAAACCGCAGCCUGCACCCCAGGCCGCACCCAUCCCAGUGACACCAAUUGGAACGCUCAAACCUCAGCCCCAGCCAGUUCCAGCAUCUUACACUACAGCAUCCACACCCUCAAGACCCACCUUCAAUGUGCAAGUGAAGUCAGCCCAGCCCAGCCCUCAUUACAUGGCUGGUCCAUCCGCCGGACAGAUGUAUGGUUCAGGGCCUCAUGGCUAUAACACCCAGCCAGCUCCUCUGUCAGGACAGGGUCCUCCUUCGACUCGCGCUGGCACCGACUAUACAUAUAUUCCACCCCCGGGACACCAGCCUGAGCCUGGAUAUGGGUAUUCCUCCAACCAAGGGCGCUACUAUGAACCCUAUUAUGCAGCAGGGCCUGGCUACGGGGGCAGAAAUGACGCUGAUCCUGCUUACGGGCAGCAGGUUCACCCUAACACUUGGAAGCGGGAACCUGGAUAUGGUGCUCCUGGAGCAGGGAAUCAGAACCCUCCUGGCAUGUAUCCAGUCAGCGGACCCAAGAAGACCUUUAUCACAGACCCUGUCUCAGCUGCCAGCACACCGACACUGCAGCCAAAGGGUGGACACCCUGGGCCUAUGGGACCGCCUUCUGUUCCGCCAUCGUUCCGCCCAGAAGAUGAGCUUGAGCACCUGACCAAGAAGAUGCUUUAUGACAUGGAAAAUCCUCCUGCUGAUGAAUACUUUGGCCGCUGUGCUCGUUGUGGGGAGAACGUGGUUGGAGAAGGAACAGGAUGCACCGCCAUGGAUCAGGUCUUCCAUGUGGACUGCUUCACCUGCAUCGUCUGCAACAACAAGCUCCGAGGACAGCCUUUCUACGCCGUGGAGAAGAAGGCAUACUGCGAGGCCUGCUACAUUAAUACUCUGGAGCAGUGCAAUGUGUGUUCUAAGCCCAUCAUGGAACGGAUCCUGCGAGCCACCGGGAAGGCCUACCAUCCCCACUGCUUCACCUGCGUCAUGUGCCACCGCAGCCUGGAUGGCAUCCCAUUCACCGUUGAUUCGUGCGGUCUCAUCUACUGCAUCGAGGACUUCCACAAGAAAUUUGCCCCACGCUGCUCCGUGUGCAAGGAACCAAUCAUGCCAGCCCCGGGCCAGGAAGAGACCGUCCGUAUUGUGGCUCUGGACCGUGAUUUUCAUGUGCACUGCUACCGCUGUGAGGACUGUGGUGGUCUUCUAUCUGAAGGAGACAACCAAGGCUGCUACCCCUUGGAUGGGCACAUCCUCUGCAAGACCUGCAACUCAGCCCGCAUCAGGGUGUUGACCGCCAAGGCGAGCACUGACCUAUAAGGGUCCCAAGCCAGCUCAGCUGCCGAGUGUGUGGCACUGACGAGAAUGCAACGCAAGAAAAAAGAUAAGAGAAGAAAUAGAAAAAAUAGAAGCAAAGCUUCUCAACCUCUGGGAGAGUGUCUGUUCUUCGUCUGCUGUUCGCCUUUUCUUUAGAAGCACAUAGAUAGAUAAUGCGAUUUGUUUAAGUCACUACCAGAUACACAUUUCACAUUGAAUCACGUAGGGCCUUGGAAAAGCCUUUGUUCCGAGGACUUCCACAGUUUUGCACAGGUCACACUCCAUCCCAUUCACUUCUGCAUUCCCGGGGCGUCUAAUCCCCGUGUUUGUCUCACUUUUCUUCUAGUUGAAUAGAUGGUUAGUAUGGUAUUUGCUUUCACUUUUCCUGGGUGAGUGUGCCAGCCUGCAGGUGCUUUUAGCUUAAAGUCUCAUCCUGUCACUUUUCCUCUGACUGUGCCUACAAAAACCUAGUCAUUCUGUUGCCAGGUAUUGAAA
This is a messenger RNA of Acomys russatus (golden spiny mouse), 2582 nucleotides long. RefSeq names its product LIM domain containing preferred translocation partner in lipoma (gene Lpp). Bases 231 to 2090 code for a protein of 619 amino acids. Lineage: Eukaryota; Metazoa; Chordata; Mammalia; Rodentia; Muridae. The transcript has 10 exons. The record is from RefSeq and is a predicted model, not a curated record. Gene Ontology annotation, cellular component: stress fiber; focal adhesion. Gene Ontology annotation, biological process: cell-cell adhesion.